This is a messenger RNA of Antechinus flavipes (yellow-footed antechinus), 447 nucleotides long. RefSeq names its product small nuclear ribonucleoprotein polypeptide F (gene SNRPF). Gene Ontology annotation, biological process: spliceosomal snRNP assembly; mRNA splicing, via spliceosome. The coding region runs from base 113 to 373 and encodes 86 amino acids. Gene Ontology annotation, cellular component: catalytic step 2 spliceosome; U1 snRNP. The record is from RefSeq and is a predicted model, not a curated record. NCBI's taxonomy places the organism in Eukaryota, Metazoa, Chordata, Mammalia, Dasyuromorphia, Dasyuridae. Gene Ontology annotation, molecular function: RNA binding. The transcript has 4 exons.
GUACGAUUGCCGGCGAGAAGGAGGAGGAGGCAGGGGCGACGGCGACUCACUUCACGUGGGGACAGGAGAAUUGGCAGCGGCGGGAGGCCGGUGGCGCUCUUCAGUGGUUACGAUGAGUUUACCCCUCAAUCCCAAACCUUUCCUGAAUGGACUGACAGGGAAGCCAGUGAUGGUGAAGCUUAAGUGGGGAAUGGAGUACAAAGGUUACCUCGUCUCUGUGGAUGGCUACAUGAACAUGCAACUUGCAAAUACAGAAGAAUACAUUGAUGGGGCAUUGUCUGGACACCUUGGUGAAGUUUUAAUAAGGUGCAAUAAUGUCCUUUACAUCAGAGGUGUUGAAGAAGAGGAAGAAGAUGGGGAAAUGAGAGAAUAGUGUCUUUUCUGGGGUAGGGUAGGGUGGGGAUUUCUUUUGUAUAUUUCUAGAAAUAAAGAUUUGUUUGUUUUUCA